CCAACCCCUCGGAACGUUCUUCAAAUCUCCGCAUACGAACGUGGCGUCUGGCGAUUGGGUGACUGCGGAAGUAAGGGUUGAGCAGUACGAGGUAUAAGAUGCGGUGCAUAACGAUCGAACUGGAAGCAGCAUUGCCUCGACUGUUUCUCCUUCACGCUUGUUUUCCUCAUCGUACGUUCGUUGUCCAGCAUGCGUUCCACCGCGUUCCUUUUCAGCCUUCUGGCUGCCGUCGCCGUGGCAUCGCCAGGCCGCAAACAUCACCCUCGGCAUCACCAUCAUGAGCCUCAUGGCCACCCGUACCGGCCUGUGUGCACGACGACCGUCACGAAGGCGCAGGGCACCGUGACUUCGACUGUCUAUACCGGGAUAUCGAGUAAAAUUAUCACCAUCACUACGGGAACCGCGACAUCGACAUCGACCACGACCACGUCAACGACGAUACUACCAACAAUUACGAGCUGUGCGGCACCUUCCGUUGCAUCCAAGAAGCGUUCCCUGAUCAGGAGCCGAACCCAGCUGGCUACCAGCAUCUUUGCUGGAGCACGUCCACCAUUACGGUCCAUCGACACAAGACGACAAUCACUGUGUCGACCGAGUCUACUACUACAUCGACCUCUACGUUUGCUGAAACGACGACGACGACUACCUCUACCGUCACUAGCACUGCUUUCCCAUCGACACUUGCGGACUUGGCCGGGCCCUUCAUCAUUACCGACCAGACGGGACAAAACGCGUUCGCUGUCGAUACUGCGGAGCAAGGCGCCCAAGAUGAAGAUUUCCUCGCCCUUCGAACUCUCGAUGAGGGGACCGAAUUCAACCUCGUGGCUGGCGCUCUUAUCGAUGACCCAAGCGUGUUACAAGAUGGUGCUGGCGAUACCCUCUAUACAGAUCCUGAAUCCGCUCACUCCUUUUUCAACAGCGACACAGUCCAAGGCUUCCUCACGCCACCCACCUUUACUACUGGCACAGCGCUAUCGUGCUCGGUUUCGCAGAACCCGAAUGACGGGACGUGCCCGCUGACGUGCACGGGUGGCGAGGGUAGCCAGUUCUACUACUGUAAAAGCGAAGCCGUCGAGAUCGAGCUCGGCAGCUCGGAGCCGCCAGGGACUUGUUCGACCGCAGCCGAUUACUCGAAGAUUACCCCUUAUGUCGUUUUCGCUGCGUACGCGUGCCAGUAUUCCAUAGAAAAUCCGGGAUGUUCAUUCGGAGGCUCGAGUAGCUGUAAUGCGGAGAAAAGCUCUUGGUGCUCUUGAAAUGGGAACGGAGAUUUUUGGCGUAUCCAGAUUGGGAUUUCAUUUUUACCUUCCACAAGCGCUCCAUGUGCUGCUAUACCUCUUGAGUCUUGCAGAUGAGGCA
Neohortaea acidophila is the source of this 1356-nucleotide messenger RNA. RefSeq lists its product as uncharacterized. Lineage: Eukaryota; Fungi; Ascomycota; Dothideomycetes; Mycosphaerellales; Teratosphaeriaceae. The coding region runs from base 190 to 1020 and encodes 276 amino acids. The transcript is spliced from 3 exons. The record is from RefSeq and is a predicted model, not a curated record.